Molecule: messenger RNA, 2586 nt
Organism: Pocillopora verrucosa
Lineage: Eukaryota; Metazoa; Cnidaria; Anthozoa; Scleractinia; Pocilloporidae
Source: RefSeq, a predicted model, not a curated record
AAAUGGCGGACGUCAUGAACGAAACUUGUGUUGGUAAACAACUCUCUUUCGAAUAUCCUCUCCCUCUACGCUUGGUUCAAGCCAACAAACGAGAUGAAUUCAUGAGUAUGGUCGACUCUAAUGCUGAUCAGGAAGGCAUAUUGAACUGUGUUCAUUUGAAAUCGGGCGACACUCCAAUUAUCGUCGCUGCACGCCAUGGCCAUCUGGAUUUGAUGAAAUUCUUGAUUCUUCGCGGUGUAGACAUUGAACAGCGAAAUAAGGACUUGAAACGAGCUUUGCAUGAGGCAGCUGCUAGUAGUCAUCUAGACAGUGUCAAGCUUCUUCUUUCAAAAAACGCAGAAAUCGACUGUUUGAAGAGAGCGGACUGGACACCAUUGAUGAUGUCUUGCACCAAGAUGAACAUUGAUAUCAUCAGAGAAUUAAUCCAAAGUAGAGCCAACUUGAGACUUGCCAAUAAAGAUGGCUGGAACUGCUUUCAUAUUGCUGCCAGGGAAGGGGAUGUAGAAAUUUUGAAUUAUCUUCUUGAUUGUUGCGCUGAUAUUUGGGACAGUUGUAGCAAGAAUGGACGGACACCUCUUCAUACAGCAGCUCUGCAUGGUAGAGUGGAUGCUGUAAAACUCAUGAUUAGCAGAUGUAGUUACAUACCAGAUAGUCCUGACAGUUGUGGCUCAACACCUCUCAUGGAUGCCCUACGAGCAGGACAUGUGCCAGUAGCAGAGACUCUCAUCAAUGAACACAAGGCUUCCAUAACUGCCAAGGAUCAGCUUGGCAGACAAGCUAUUCAUUUGGCUUCCCAAGCCGGCUGUAUCAAGUCACUGAAUUUCCUGAUUACAAAGUAUGCUGUAGAUGUCAAUGUAUUUACUGAAAAAUCAAGAAAGACUCCUUUACAUCUGGCUGCCAAGGAGGGUCACGCACAAACUGUACAGUUUUUGCUAGAUAAAGGAGCAGUUAUAAACGCGCAGGAUAAGAACGGAAGAACAGGUAAUGUUGCUCUCCAUCUCAGCUCAGCGGCCGGCCACGAAGCAUGUGUGGAUAUUCUAUUACGCGUAAAUGAUUUGGAUAGAAACAUAACAGACUGUUCAGGACUUACAGCUGAAGACCUCGCUCUUGAGCCUGCAGUCCGACAAAUGCUCAAAUCUGUGGCAGAAUGAUUGUGGUCCUUAGAAAGAUUUUUCCAGCUGAGUGCUGAAAGCAAUCCAGGAGUGCUUUGGCUUUGCUUCACCGUGCUUUGUGAUUGGUUAAAAAAAUCACGCCACAUUCUCAACCUAUGAGAUGCAAGACUUUGAGGCGAGAUACAGCUGAACUUUUUGAGAGACAAAGUUAUUAUUUUUAGUUGAGGACUGAAAAAUAACAAGACAGCCUCUCAAUUAUUGGAAGGACGGACACGUGCCUUACGCAAAAGUGUUUUUGAAUCACCUUGUAAUUGAAAUUGGUCACUAAGAAACCUGGUAAAGACGUUGUUAUACGCGAGUGAUGGCCUUACGAAUUCUCCUUACAAAUAUAAGACGUUUUCAAAGACACAAGUGGUGAGAAGAACGAAGUCUUCAACCAGCAUAAAGAAAAUGGUACUGAAAUAUACUGAUGCUUUAGCGAAUUUUUUGGGAAUCUUAUUGACACUUCAAGUGGCAUCAGAAGCAUGUAACCUCGGUUAUAAGCUUCUACUGGUAUACACAUGGGGUUUGCGUGGUCGUGCUUGUCAACACAGCUAGAUUGAAAAACAGAUUAUGUACAAAGCAGACAUAAUAAUUCCUACGAAUAAUUACUUUUUAAGUUCUUGUGAAGAUAAUAACAAGCGAUUUUUUUAGCACUUCCUAAUAUUUUUAUUAUAAUUGUUCAGGUGAUAAUGGAAUGUGCACUCUGUGAUUGGUCGCGACGUACAUCAUAUCGUACUAGAAUCACCUCGCGCGUGUUGAUAAUAAUACUGAAGCACUCAGUUUCAAAAUAGUCUUUGCACGAGUUUAUGAUGUUCUUAACGAAGAAACGAGUUUAAUGAAAUAAAAUGCAGUUUCUCUGAUAAUUACCGUAGCAAUUAUACUCAAACAAUGAUCCCCCGCGGGUUUAGCGAAUAUUGUCGAAUAAUCCCUGUGACUUUGUCACGAGGAUUAACGACAAUAUUCACUUCGCCUUCCGUGAAAAAUUGUUUUAUAUGUUUGUCGUAUGUCUUCAGUGAUAAUGUAUUCUGUUUAAGGAAGAAGGGUAACUAAAUUUGUCCAUAAAUUAUGCGAUGGUAAAAGUCAAACGUUACUGGCAGAUUUUGAUUUUAAAGGAGUCCCUUUAAGGCAAAGGAGGAAUGCGUGUAGAGUCUGCAGGAAAGAAUUCGUAGAUUCCUUUAUGUUUGUUUGUUUCUAUGUGUGUUUUUGUAUUCUUUCUUUUUCUUCUUAGAGAAGGCGAAGGAGCUUCUUUUGUUACAUACACACGCAAAUUUUCGUGUAGAAUCUGUGUCAGACAGGAUUCUCGCAUAUGCAUUGUACAUUGUUGUACAUUGCUUGGCAACUGUACUUGAAGAACAUUUAACCACCUACUGCUGUUGGUUCUUUUCAAUUCAGUGAAGAGCAUUCAGUUUAAAUAUUUUUAGAGUGCGAGAUU